CUCCCUCUCACACACACACUCCCCCUUUUCUAUUGGAGAUUCUAUCCUCUAGCACUGACUGCUUCUAAACAAACACACACUUACACACACAAACACAGCCACACACGCAUACUCUUACACACCCAGCAGACGGUGGGGUCUAACACACACACACACACACACACACUCACAAACACAGCCACACACGCAUACUCUUACACACACAGCAGACAGUGGGGUCUAACACACACACACACACUCACAAACACACACAAACGCAGCCACACACGCAUACUCUUACACACACAGCAGACGGGGGGGUCUAACACACACUCACAAACACACACACACCAUCUGAUGACAAACCCUCUACGUUCUCCUCCAGUACAUUCAGCGGGGAUAUGAUGUGAGUGAGUGUGUGUAUUUUGUAUGUGAGAGUGUGAGAAAGAGCAAGAUGCGUGUGUGUGAGAGUGUGUAAUCGUCAUCUGUAAGCAUCUGUCUGGAAGACUACUCCCUGCUCCAGGCAGUUAGCCUUGGCUCUCCAGCAGAGAGUGGACUGUGGGAUGAUAGUUUGGGGAUGUGAGGGAGAAGAGGGCUCAUCACAAUGACCAACCAGGACAAGUGGGUCACUCUGACCCCAGCUGAAUUCUCCCUUCUGCAGGAGUACGCUCAAUACUCAACCAAGAAGCUGAAAGAUGUGCUGCAGGAGUUCCAUGGAGACGGAGUGUUGGCGAAAUAUAACCCAGAGGAGAAGAAAGACAUACUCAGUCAGGAGAUUGACUUUGAAGGCUUCAAGGUCUUCAUGCAUACGUUUCUGGAGAGCGAGCUGGCAGAGGAGUUCUGUCAACACCUCUUCUUAUCAUUCAGUAACAAGGGACCAAAACCCAGCCCCUCUUCAAUAGACAAGCCCAGAGUUACUGGCCUCAAGCUGAUCAAAGGGAACUCGACCCCUCUGAAGGUGCCCCCUCUACCUAGGACUCUGCCCAGACCUCUAGGCAUGGUUCAACUGAAGGACAUCGUCUGCUACCUCUCACUGCUGGAGGGUGGCCGACCUGAGGACAAACUGGAGUUUAUGUUUCGUCUCUAUGAUACAGAUGGGAAUGGGUCUCUGGAUAGUUCGGAACUGGAGCACAUCGUCUCUCAAAUGAUGCAUGUUGCUGAGUACUUGGAAUGGGACGUGACAGAAUUGAAGCCGAUUCUGCAGGAGAUGAUGCAGGAGAUUGACUAUGACCAUGACGGUACUGUGUCUCUAGAGGAGUGGAUACAGGGAGGCAGCACGACCAUCCCCCUACUUGUACUACUGGGACUAGAGACGAAUGUGAAAGACGACGGGCAGCACGUGUGGAGACUGAAGCACUUCAACCAGCCUGCCUACUGUAAUCUGUGUCUGAACAUGCUUAUAGGCCUCGGCAAGCAAGGGCUGUGCUGCUCAUUCUGCAAGUACACUGUCCAUGAGCGCUGUGUCGCCCGUGCUCCUCCGUCGUGCAUCAAAACCUACGUGAAGAGCAAGAAAAACACAGAGGUGAUGCACCAUUUCUGGGUGGAGGGAAACUGCCCGACCAAGUGUGACAAGUGUCACAAAACCAUUAAGUGUUACCAGGGUUUGACUGGGCUUCACUGUGUGUGGUGCCAAGUCACGCUUCAUAAUAAGUGUGCCUCACAUGUGAAACCUGAGUGUGACUGUGGACCACUGAAGGACCAUAUCCUGCCCCCCAACACAAUCUGUCCUGUCGUACUGGAAAGACAGUCUACGGUGAGGAAAGAUUCCAGAUCCAGCCAAUCAGGAGGCAGAGGGAAGAUACAGAGAGCCAACUCAGUUACAGUGGAUACCCAAGGACUACAGAUCACAACAAUAGAGGGAACUCAUCCUCUGCUAGUGUUUGUGAAUCCAAAGAGUGGAGGGAAGCAGGGAGACAGGAUCUACAGAAAAUUCCAGUACCUCUUAAACCCUAGGCAGGUAUACAACCUGGCCAAGAACGGACCCAUGCCUGGGUUGAAUUUCUUCCGAGAGGUUCGAGAUUUCAGAGUGUUAGCUUGUGGUGGGGAUGGGACAGUCGGUUGGAUUCUGGAUUUCAUAGAUAAGGCCAAUCUGGACAGGAACCCCCCUGUGUGUGUACUUCCCCUUGGAACAGGAAAUGACCUGGCAAGGUGUCUGCGAUGGGGAGGAGGUUAUGAGGGAGAGAGCAUUCUGAACAUCCUGAGGGACAUAGAGAACAGCUCUGAGGUGAUGUUGGACCGCUGGAAGAUUAACGUCACACCCACGGACAAGGAAGAGAGGGGAGACCCUGUGCCUUACAGCAUCGUCAACAACUAUUUCUCCAUUGGGGUGGAUGCUUCCAUUGCACAUCGGUUCCACAUGAUGAGGGAGAGACACCCUGAACGCUUUAACAGCAGAACAAAGAAUAAGCUGUGGUACUUUGAAUUUGGCACUUCUGAGACCUUCUCGGCCACAUGCAAGAAGCUCCAUGACUUUCUGGAGGUUGAGUGCGACGGCAUCACUCUGGACCUAGACAGCAUCUCUUUGGAAGGCAUCGCAAUUUUAAACAUUCCCAGCAUGCAUGGCGGCUCCAACCUGUGGGGUGAGAGCAGGAAAAGGCGAGGCAACCGCCGGGGAGGGAAGAAGACCCAGGAUAAGAGGACAACAGUGCUGGACCCCAAAGAGCUUCAAUUUGCUGUCCAAGACCCGUCAGACCAGCUGUUGGAGGUGGUGGGUCUGGAGGGAGCCAUGGAGAUGGGACAGAUUCACAUCGGCCUGAGGAGCGCAGGAAGACGCCUGGCCCAGUGCUCCUCGGUCACCAUCAGGACCACCAAAGCCCUCCCCAUGCAGAUUGAUGGGGAGCCAUGGAUGCAGACUCCCUGUACUAUUGAAAUAGUGCAUAAGAACCAGGCACCGAUGUUGAUGGGUCCCCCACAAGGCAACAGCUUCUUCUCCUCUGUGGUCCGCCGAACAUGCAACGAGAGCAAAGACUGAGUGAGAGACUUAGCCUUCGGGCCUCUUCUCCAGAGAAACAAGCGUUUUUACCCAUGAAAGUCUCUAGGUUUGAUGCCAGAAUGCUAAUUUGUUAGCUCCAUUUGGGUCACUAGGUUAUGAUGCUAGGAUUCCAAUUUGUUAGCCUAGCUCCAUUCAAUAGCAUACUGUAGCUGUGCAUGCUAUUUCUGCCAUGGAAAUGUCAGUGGUCCCCUUUCUUAUUUAGAGUGAGGAACUACAAGGACAGAGGCUUUGGUUCAUGAUGCAGUGCCACUCCACAAUGCCAACGCAGUGGCGUUGUCCUUCUGGAACAGUUGUUUACCUUUCCAGAUUAUAACUUUAUACUGUUACGAUGGCAUGUUUUUCUAAAUGUCAUUUCUAUAGUGGUCUUGUGCAACGUGCCAUGUGGAUCAAGUCCUUUGAAGGAAGUGACACAUUUCUGUCAAUCAUUGAGUCAUUUGUAUGGUAAGGUAUUGAUUUGAUCUGCAUCAAUAUUUUGAAUGUGUUUGCAUUUAAACACCCCAAUGCAUGAUGGACUUUGGAUUACUGUUUAUGAAGUGAACAUAUCUUUCAGGUUGCAUAAGGACAGUGAUUAUAUUGAGUCAACAUAUGGUGUAAGCUUUUGGUCUAAGGUAAAGUUUCAGGUUAUUUGCUUCACAAUUCAACGGGGCACUGACCAGCUCUUCAAUGUUGACUUCAUCCGAGAAUGGAUUUAAGAAUCUCAAAGGCUCUGUUAGGUUUCUCGCUAAACAUGUUUGACAGGUUAAUGCUCAAAUGUCUUGCAGCUGGAUCAUAGAAACUAUUUCCAUUAAGGAUCAUAGACCAAUUAAGGAAAAUGAAUGGGUAACAAACGCAUGCACACGUCACAUGACAUACACUUUUUCUAUAUUGCACGGGAUAUCCAGACAAUUUCUUCUAAUUGUGCAGUUGCACAUCUUGAGUUGCAUGGAUAACCAAGAUCUACUGUAUUCUUGAACCUGUGGAAUUGUACUGUGUUGGUCAUUUUGGAAGUAAAACACUUUGUCAGGGUUCAACUACUGCCUUUCUCUCACAAUAUAUGAAAUCAUAUAAACCUGAAAUCAACCUUUUGUGUUCAGGAAGUCCUGUUUUUCAAGGCCAGGUACUCAGAUAUUUUUAAGAUAUAAGAUUGCUCAAAGGUUUAUACACUAACUAUUAUUAUAGAAAAACCUUUCAACAAAUAUAAUUGAGUACACCAUGUUGUACAAUCAUCACAGUCAAGGCUAUUACUAUUGACAUACUUGAGCUGGAAUUGAAGAAUCAAUCAUGAGAAUCAGUCUAAUCAAUUUGUAUGACUGGGUUAUUCAGAGACGAGAAGAAGUUAUGUAUUCUCCCUCUAGAAAUCUGCAGAGGCGAUUUGGUCUUGCACAUGAUAUGCAUAUAAGACUAACCGUAAGAAUGACCUGAUAUUGUUAACCUGAACAGUGUUUUGUACUUUUAAUUUCAGAAAUCUAUAUAGACUUUUUAUUAUAUUGACAGCAUUCAUCCAGUUUUCACCUAAACAACUGACCCAUACCUCAAUAUAAUAUACUACCAAAGAUAAACAGAAUGGCAGGCCAUAAUCAGAUCACAUAUUCAGAUCAGAUCCAUACACUAUAUGAAAUUCUUCAAAUCUGUUACACAAGAAUGACAGUCAAACUACAUGAAUAGAUACAAGUUUUCAAGUGAAAUGCAUUCCUGCAUGUUUUCUAAGUACAAUUCAAGGAUAGAAGAUUACUGUAUUGGAUUUCUGUCUCUGUUCAAAGUGCCAUCCUGCCUAUGGAAUAUUUGGGUCUGCUAACUUUUCCAUUACUUUGCUUUGUAAGUGCAGUGUUUGUUUUGUACAGUGAAGUUGUAUUUUUGUACACAAUGUUAUUUUUCUGCAUAAAGUAUAGCUCUUCUCUGUAAAUCACGCCAAUGUGUAGUUCUGUUCAAAAACUGAACAGAACACGAAAACAAUUAAAUGUUGUUGUCGUUUGACAUGCUCAUCUACACGUGUUUUUACCUUUGACCCUGUUGACACCUAAUGGCUCUCAAUGGCACAAUGUCACCUGAGACGAGUUGACUGUCACCGACAGGACACUCACUAUCCUGUUAGUGUUCUUACACCUGCUCUAAACACCUGUUAUUUAUACAGUGGAUACACUCAAGCCAUGAGAGAUGCCUGUCAAACUGUUUACACCCUGAUCCUGCGAUGACCCUUCAAUGACCCUUCAGCAUGCUUUUUUCUUGUUGCUUGAUUCAACUAAAUCAAUAUAUGAUUCGUCUUAAAAUAAAUGCCCCUUACCAAAUCUAA
Molecule: messenger RNA, 5240 nt
Organism: Oncorhynchus keta (chum salmon)
Lineage: Eukaryota; Metazoa; Chordata; Actinopteri; Salmoniformes; Salmonidae
Gene: dgkb
Product: diacylglycerol kinase, beta
Exons: 25
Coding region: 584-2950 (788 amino acids)
Biological process (GO): lipid phosphorylation; diacylglycerol metabolic process; intracellular signal transduction
Cellular component (GO): plasma membrane
Molecular function (GO): ATP-dependent diacylglycerol kinase activity; calcium ion binding
Source: RefSeq, a predicted model, not a curated record